GAAGGACACUAUAUAGAGGGGCUCCUCUCUCCACCCUCAGCAACUCUGCAACUGUGUGCUCUUUUGGCAUCGUCUUGCUUCCACUGCUGCUGCUUCUAUUUGGUUUGCUGUCAUCAGAAGCAGUUCCUUCAGAUUUUCUCCAAAAGGACCCUACACUCCACCCACAGGACUGCACUGUGAAGAGGUUUGAGGGGACUUUUUUUCUUCGAAACUGUGGUGGAAAGGAAAUGCAGGACCCAGUAGAUCCCUCAAGCCUACUCUUCAAUUGCUCCAGUCAAUCAAAUUUCUCUUUGGAAACAUCAGAACAAUGUGGCAAAGAGACCCACCUCGAGAAUAUCCUUUUUGCCACUUUCUACUUUGUUGACUUCAUCCUGGCUUUUGCUGGCAACGCCUUGGCUCUUUGGCUCUUCAUCCGGGACCAAAAGUCAGGCACGCCUGCCAACAUUUUCCUGAUGCACCUUGCUGUGGCUGACCUGUCCUUUGUGCUGGUCCUGCCCACCCGCCUGGUGUACCAUUUUUCUGGUAAUCACUGGCCAUUUGGCGAGAUUGCAUGCAGACUCACUGGCUUCCUUUUCUACCUCAACAUGUAUGCCAGUAUCUACUUCCUGAUGUGUAUCAGCGUUGACCGUUUCCUAGCCAUUGUGCACCCUGUCAAGUCCAUCAAGCUCCGCAGGUCCCUUUACGCCCAUUUGGCGUGUGCCUUUCUAUGGGUUAUAGUUGGGGUGGCGAUGGCCCCUCUGCUGCUCAGCGUGCAGACAGUCGAGAUGAAAGGCACGACCAUCUGCCUGCAGCUCUACAGAGAAAAGGCAUCACGCCACGCCCUCGUGUCCUUGGCAGUGGCAUUCACCUUCCCCUUUGUUACCACAGUGACUUGCUACUUACUGAUCAUCCGAAGCCUCAAGAGUGGGAGCAGAGUUGAGAAACACCUGAAGGAAAAAGCUAUCAAAAUGAUCAUCAUGGUUCUGAUGAUCUUUCUGAUUUGCUUCGUACCUUACCACGUCAAUCGCUACAUUUAUAUUGUCCGCCGCAGCGGGACCAAGGCUUCCUGCGAGACUCAGCGCGCUCUGGCGCUGGGGAACCGCGUCACGUCCUGCCUCACCAGCCUCAACGGGGCCUUGGACCCUGUCAUGUAUUUUUUUGUGGCCGAGAAAUUCCGUGAGGCUUUGUGUAAGCUCUUUUGUGUUAAAAAGACUGUACGGUUACCUCAAACGUGUGAAGGCAAGACAAACGAAAGCUCACUAAGUGCUAAAUCUGAACUGUGAAGGUGAGCCUGGGCUCUGCUUUGACCUGAGAACACUCUUCCACCCAAAUCAGCUGAGAGCACAAAGAUGCAGCAAGAAUCUGGAAUCCAGGGUCCCACGCAUCCUGAGGAGGGAAGUUAUUUUAACAAGGCUGCAAUUAGCGAGAACCCCUCUGACAACGGAGACCAGAUGUUUUUGUCUUACUGAAACUGCAACCAGAAGUACAGUUCUACUGAUUUCUAAGAUGUGAAACUGAGGGCUGACCACUUCGGAAUAGGGAAGGGAGCAGAGAGGCUAUGAAAUGGCCAUUCAGAAAACAUAACCAAAACAACUUAAUUCCCAAAGCACUCACUAAUGACUCUCCUUUGCACAAUGAGUAAAGCCCACUGCUAAAUUUUACACUGUGCCAGCAGGAUGGAUUCACUCCUGAGGCUGACCUUCCUGCUGAAAAGACAGCAAGCUUGAGCGUUUUGUUCAAGGAUCUGAAUUCAAAGUGUUCAUACAUAGUAAACAGAGAUUUAGUGUCACUAAAUGACAGCACAAGAAGACCACAGUGCUGCAAUUCACCCAGCCUGGAUUGGACUUGGAAUUUUUUUACCUCUUCCCAGCAUUCAGAGUUGGAGAUGAGCACUAAACUACAGACAACCUUUUCCAUCUGACUUUAUCUCAAAGCUGCAGACAGAGGUCAGACAAUAUUUAGGACAAUGCCCCUUUCACAUUGUUCCCUGCAAAGCAUCAGAUAUCCUGAAAAGCCUCAAACUGAAUGAAUGGAAAAGGACUAUUUAGGAAUAUGGCAUUCAUCUUUACUACAUAGUGAACCAUAAAAGUACAAACCCAAAUGGCAGAAGUGGAGAAAAGUAAGCAGAUGAAGAAGUGAAGCCUACUUUGUCCAGAAGAGACUUCUGUCUUUGAGGUGUUCUACAAUUAUUUUUCAUGACUUCUCUAGCAAGGCUAUUCCUUCACUACAGAUGCAGUAGGGAUUAUCUUCACUGUCCUCACUGAUACAAACUGCAGCCAGUGGAAUAUGUCUGGAAAUGGAAGGGAAGACCAGGCACAAGGAGAAGUGGAAAGAAGAACCCAAGAGUUUCCUAUACUAUUUACUGCAAGACUGCUUCUAUGCUAUGGAGACAAAUAUGAUAGGAAAUCUCAUGAGAGGUGAAUGAUGUAUUUUAUGUGCAGAUACCUACACACACAAAUCCCUUUUCUACGCUUUUGGGAAUGAGCUCCUUACCAUUUUAGAUUUGGUCCACAAAUUAUGAAAUGAAACCUACUUUAUCUUGCUUAGACUGCUUUCCCUAAACACACCCCAAGUGCUAUCACAGCAGCCCAUUCUAACAAGCUUAAGUGUCAAAAGAAACUCAAUUAUGCCCAGCUCCAAAAACUAAGGCACAGAGGUAGCAUCCAGGAUGGUAGAGAAGAGGGAGUUGAGAGGAGUCCCUGCUGGACAGGGUACAAGUAUAGAACCUUUCCUUUCUUUCUUCACUAGUUAGUGAGAAUAUAAACCCUAGGAAAGUACUAGGCUGUGCUCAAGACAUACGAAAGCCUGAGACUGACUAUGAAUUGUGAGCCACUGUCUGAUAACUGCUGACUGCUAGAUGGUUUAUUUCGUUAUCCUGCUUUUGUACAAGUUCCUCUCUAUGUCUUUAUUUCUUACUUCUGAAUUAAAUGCAUUAAUCCAU
Colius striatus (speckled mousebird) is the source of this 2920-nucleotide messenger RNA. It is a transcript of the gene GPR17, whose product is annotated as G protein-coupled receptor 17. Gene Ontology annotation, cellular component: membrane. Gene Ontology annotation, molecular function: G protein-coupled receptor activity. The transcript is spliced from 2 exons. Lineage: Eukaryota; Metazoa; Chordata; Aves; Coliiformes; Coliidae. The record is from RefSeq and is a predicted model, not a curated record. Gene Ontology annotation, biological process: positive regulation of Rho protein signal transduction; phospholipase C-activating G protein-coupled receptor signaling pathway. Bases 228 to 1262 code for a protein of 344 amino acids.